This is a messenger RNA of Punica granatum (pomegranate), 2384 nucleotides long. The record is from RefSeq and is a predicted model, not a curated record. Lineage: Eukaryota; Viridiplantae; Streptophyta; Magnoliopsida; Myrtales; Lythraceae.
ACCGGAGGGAAAAUGGAGAAAGCGAAGAACUGCAAAAACCUCUGACGAGUGACGACGCGUCUUCUCCACUUUCCCUCUUCUCUCACUGUAAUCCCGUUCUUUCCUCCACCGGAAACUCUCCAUUUCCGUCACCGGAGCCCUAAUUCCCCUCCUGAGAGGCGGGGACGUCGGUUCUCCGAUGGCCGAAACACUAAGCCCUAACCCUACCUCGGCUCAGAGGUACAGAUCCGUUGCCGGCCGGAUCCAGUCUCCGCUGAGCCCCUUCUUCCUCGGCUCCAAUGACGAUGAUCUCGAGCGGGCCCAGGCGCGGGCCGCGCGUGCAGCAGCUAUCCGCCGCAAAUCCAUGGCCGCUCACGCGGUUCCUGUGCAGCAGGAUGCGGAGCCCUGCCUAGGGAAGCAGCAGAUUCUCGAGCUGUUGCAGAAUUGCAUCAAGCUUGCCAGUGAAAAUAAAAUCAAUCAGAAGAAUACAUGGGAGUUGGGAUUGAUUGAUCAUCUCUACGAGAUUAUUAAAGUUGAAGAAGAGAGCGAUGCUGAGACAAAUUUUCAGAAGGCAAGUUGCACCUUGGAAGCCGGGGUUAAGAUAUAUUCAUUAAGAGUCGACUCAGUACACUCAGAGGCCUAUAAAGUCCUUGGAGGGAUCAAUAGAGCUGGGCAAGUUGAUGAACCAGAUGAUGUUGAGGACGGGCCUGUUGGUGGAGGACAUGAAGAGGGCCAUCAGAAGAAAGAAACCGACAGAAAGCUCUCACCAUUAUCAACACUUGAAUCAUCCUUCGAGGCUCUCAACUUAAAGAAACUUGAUGUUGCAUUUGCAGUGGAUCCAUUAUACCAUCAGACAUCUGCACAAUUCGAUGAAGGCGGAGCAAAGGGGUUAUUGUUGAAUAACCUUGGUGUCUUUGGCAAGUGCGCAGUACUGUUUGACUCUAUGGAAGUACCUGGGAAGUGCAUCCCAUGCAAUUCGCAGCAAGAUAAGUCAGAGACAGUUGAUCUUUCUUUCGCUAAAGAAAAUGCUGAACAGAUGGUAACAAACAUGCGAAUGAAGGCUGAGAUCUCACCGACCCUCUGUACAAUAGUGAGCCAAUUUGAUGAAGAUAAUAGAAGACCAACAGAAGCCACAUCUUCAUUAGAGGAGACAGAAGGACAAGAGGAUACAGUUUUGCCUAAUGGUGGUGAAUUUGUUGCUGAUUCAUUUGACAAUGGGAGCAACUGGGAUUUCCAUCAAUAUGAUGAUGCUGAUGUAGGUGAUGGAGACACCAGCUUUGGGGAUCCCGCUGUUCCCAGUCAUAUUGAGGAAAAUGAAAAUCUUGGUUUUCGUGGGCCUGAAACAGAGGAUGAAUCAGAGGAAGUUGAAGGCUAUCUCUUUCUUAGUUUGGGGAUGAAUACCAAGCAGAAUGCUUGGGCGGGGCCCGACCAUUGGAAGUACCGUAAACCUAAAGGUUUAGAGGAAAAGCAAGCUCCUGAAAACGGUUCAACUGUUACAUCUAAGAAGCCGAGGAAUAAGAAACAAGCAGAACCCGAGCUUGACUUUACAGCUUCCUUGGACAAGGAUUGGACACACAUCUUUGCUCCUCCCAAGAACCCUAAGUCGUUAUUACUGCCUGCUAAUCGAGUACCAUGUAACACAAAACUUCCAGAAGAUUGCCAUUACCAACCCGAGGAUCUGGUCAAACUAUUUCUUCUUCCAAAAGUGAUGUGCCUUGGGAGGAGACGACGAAAGAAGUCAGAUGGAUUGGGGCAACCUUGUGAUGAUUAUGGACCAUCAACAUCUUGGGAUGGUGAAAGUGUGUUCGGUGGACCGUUUGAUGAUGGAAACGAUCACAGUGAUGCAGAAGAUGGACUCGACACUCUUGUUUCUCAGCCUCGCCAGGUAAACAAAAUUGAAGUGCAGUAUGACAAGACCUCUAAACAAGUAGAUGUCCAGGCAUUGAAGGAGACUCUAUGGGACCACACACAAAGAACUUUCGACACGUCCGUUCAGAAGGGCCUGGAAGAUGGUGUCUCGUUCAAGCAGAUUUUAGCUAGCUUUCCUGCAGACUGCAGAGCUGCUGCGACUGGUGACGUCUCCCCUCACUUGUGUUUCAUCUGCCUCCUGCAUCUGGCCAACGAGCACGGGUUGACAAUAAAUGGUUGCCCUAACUUGGAUGAUCUCAGCAUCCAUCUUCAUCGUCCUGUAACGACUACCAGUAACCAUGGCUAGUGAUUCCGCACGAUGAACCAUUAAUGUUUUGGUGCUCUCGAGGAGUGUUUUAUCAAUGUGGGUGUUGUAUUUUUGUUUGUAAAUUAUCCAAUGACUCUUCGAUCGACUUCAUGUAUAUGGAAUUGCUCUGAAGCUAGAAGGUUCUGGUGAUUACGGUUGAAAAUUUGGUUGUGAUCGGGGAUUUGAUUUA